UAUUUCGAAACUCCUUUUUGCCCCAGUUCGGGUUUCCACAAUAUCCUUCACUCACGAUAACGAUCUUAUCCAUAUUAAAUCGACUGUACUUAUGCACCUUGAAACCAGCGCCACAUCAGAUACCUACGAAAUAAUUUCCGCAGAUAGCUUCUAACGAUCAGUCUGAUCAUGCGAAAAUUGUUAAGUCUUUAAUUUCAACAACCACCAUGGAGACCGAACCCAAAAAGUGGCCCCAGUUCCUCGUAGUAACCAUUGCAACCUUGGCUGUCUUUAUUACUGGGUUCCACACUGGAUGGCCUGCACCAUCUCUCCCUAAACUCCUAUCAGAUGAGUACCCGUUCGACGUCAGUAAUGAAGAAGCCUCCUACGUGACAAUAGUUGGAAGUUGCGGUACUUUCUUUGGAAGUUUCGUUGGAAACAUCUUCUUGGACACAAUCGGGCGCCAAAAGACGAUUUUGUUGAUCGCUUUGCCCCAACUUCUUUCGUUUGUGGGGUUUUCGUUGUCGCAUCUAGUCAUGGAACUGCUGUACGUUGGUAGAUUUAUGGGUGGGAUUGGUGAAGGUAUGAGUCUCGCUAUAGUACUACUUUACAUAGGAGAAAUCGCGGAGCCGUCAGUACGGGGUACUUUGGCCACUUUUGUCUCCAUUGCGUUGUACUUGGGGGUACUCGCUGUUAACAUCAUCGGGUCGUACCUAUCCAUCCGAGACACCGCUCUCGUUUGCAUCGCCUUCCCCAUAAUCUUCUUCCUCCUCUUCUUCAAAAUGCCCGAAAGCCCGUACUACCUCAUCAUGAAAAACCAGGAAGCAGAAGCCGAACGCGCCCUAAAAUUUCUCCUUCACAAGUCAGACGUGAGUAACGAACUCUUCGCUCUAAAAGGAGACGUCAAGCGCCAGAUGUCCGAACGUGGUACUUUCAAAGAUAUAUUCGUCAUAGAAUCAAAUAGACGAGCGUUCCUUGUGACUGUAGGUGCCCGAUUCUUCCAAGUCGCCACAGGGGUGAACUCCUUCAACCUCUACCUCCAACUCCUCCUCAAACAAGCCACUCACGCUCUUGACCCCCACACCUCCUCCACCAUAGUACUCCUCAUCCAGUUAGUCAUGACGAUCCUGUCCAUGUUCAUCGUCGACAAGUGGGGCCGCAAACCCCUCCUUCUCGCCUCCAGUGGAGGCUGCUUCCUCAAUUUGUUUCUUCAAACGAUUUUCUUCGGCUUGAAGGAGCACACAGCCGUGAACGUGGAGGUUGCCGAUUGGUUCCCGCUCGUGAUGAUUUUUUUGCAUAUAUUUUUGUACUCGUUAGGGCUGGGGGUGGUGGUGAGCGUGCUGACGAGCGAGAUGUUUUCUGCUAGUAUUAAGUCGAAGCUGAUUUGCUUGGUGAAUGCGUUCUACGCGUUGUGUACGUUGUUCUGGACGAAGUACUACCAGUUGACGGACGACGGGUACGGAUUGACGGUACCUUUUGCGAGUUUCGGGUUCCUGACUCUUUUGGGGGUGCUGUUUGUGUGGUUCUUGGUUAUAGAGACCAAGGGGAAGUCGCUGGAGCAGAUCCAGCAGGAGUUGAAGGGGGAGCGGAAGUCGGUCGUGUGAUAUGUGUUUAAGUGGACGUUCGACUGUGUUAUUAUUAUUAUUAUUGUAAAUAAAUUAUUUUUUGAUU
Messenger RNA from Zophobas morio, 1650 nucleotides. RefSeq names its product facilitated trehalose transporter Tret1-2 homolog. Gene Ontology annotation, cellular component: membrane. Gene Ontology annotation, molecular function: transmembrane transporter activity. Gene Ontology annotation, biological process: transmembrane transport. The coding region runs from base 207 to 1583 and encodes 458 amino acids. The transcript is spliced from 2 exons. The record is from RefSeq and is a predicted model, not a curated record. NCBI's taxonomy places the organism in Eukaryota, Metazoa, Arthropoda, Insecta, Coleoptera, Tenebrionidae.